This is a messenger RNA of Seriola dumerili (greater amberjack), 641 nucleotides long. Its product is annotated as myomegalin-like. The transcript has 7 exons. Bases 18 to 641 code for a protein of 207 amino acids. Lineage: Eukaryota; Metazoa; Chordata; Actinopteri; Carangiformes; Carangidae. The record is from RefSeq and is a predicted model, not a curated record. Gene Ontology annotation, cellular component: microtubule organizing center.
AUCCGUGCAGCUGAAAAAUGAGUGGAUUUCUCUAUAGGGGAAGGCACUGCGGUGCAGAGAAACGGGCCAGGCCAAGGAGCAUCGGACCUAUGAUGGAUUUCUCAUGUGAUGAAACAGAUAAAGGCCCACCAGUACAGAUGCACAGCCUCAGAGAGUUUGAACAGCACCUGAACGACCUGAAGAAGGAGAACUUCAGCCUGAAGCUCCGGAUCUACUUCCUGGAGGAGAAGAUCCAGCAGAAGUUCGAGGAGAGCAGCGACGAUGUGCACAAGAGGAACAUUGAGUUGAAGGUUGAAGUGGAGAGUUUGAAAAAGGAGCUUGAGGACAAACAGGAGCUUCUGGACCAAGCUCUGCUGACAGCAGACAGCCUGUCCAAUCAGAAUGAAGCAGAGCUGCAGCGUCGCCUGUCGGAGCGGCAGGAGGAGAUCAGCCACAUGCAGGAAAUCCUGGAAACCAAAGUUCAGCUGCUACAAGAGGAGGCCGAGCUGGCCCGAGGCGAGGCCGAGAGGAUGGCCGAGCUGGCAGACUCUGAGUCUCAGCGAUGUCUGGCUCUGGAGAGAGAGAUGGUGGAGAGGAUGGAGGAGAGCGGAGGCUCAGCUGGACUGUUUACCCAGCAGGCCCUGGCCGAUAAAGACAGGUGA